AUGUCCAAUAAGUCAACAAGAAUCAAAGCAGGUUUUAUAUCAAACAUAGCAGCAAAACUUGCUGCAAAUCUUCAUAUUGAUGAAAAAGCAAUAAGUGGUAGAGAUUGGGCUGAUGAUGAAGUAAAAAUUGAAGGUGAUGAAGAUGAUCUUAAUAGAGAAAAUCUUAAUAAUAAUCAAAAUGAACAAGGUGAAGCAGUUGGAUUAAAAUUAGAAGAAUUAGUUGGACGCUUUCAAAUCGCUUAUCAUUUAAUAACAAUUGAAAAAUUGCGUUCAAUGUUAUUAUCUGUUCCAUUAUUUAUUGUUGAAUCAUGUCAAUUUAUUCUUGAAAGUCAACCAUGA
Rotaria sp. Silwood2 is the source of this 339-nucleotide messenger RNA. The record is from the annotation of a GenBank genome assembly. NCBI's taxonomy places the organism in Eukaryota, Metazoa, Rotifera, Eurotatoria, Philodinida, Philodinidae.